Leptosia nina is the source of this 366-nucleotide messenger RNA. NCBI's taxonomy places the organism in Eukaryota, Metazoa, Arthropoda, Insecta, Lepidoptera, Pieridae. The record is from the annotation of a GenBank genome assembly.
AUGUCGAUGAUCAUACUUAUAACUGGGAUUUUAUGUUCAACUGCAGCGGCGGAAGAUGUGUUCGAAUUUGGUCGUAAUAGAGGAAUAGUAUCGUUCACGAAGUCUGGCUCAAUAGGCUUACUGGAAAAGCACGUUCAAGUGCCGAUAGUUUUACCGCAAUGUAUGGACUUACAAUACGUCCGUGUGAGCGUGGAUAAUUGGGUGGGGCCUCCGAAAGUAGAUUUCGACUCGGAAGUGAACACAGUCAACAUAAAAUAUCGGAGAUUACAGCACAGCGCAUCCACAUACACAGUGAUCGCUAAGGCUAAGCGCGAGAAGAAUUGUCGACGCCGCGAUGACUAUGAAGAGUUCAGCACAGAUUAUUAA